AAAGUUGAUCGCUGACAACAGCAGACGUGUUUGUGUUCAGUCGGUCUGGAUAAAAGUAAUUCUGACAGCAUGAGGACUUUAGAAGAGGUUCAGGGAACGCUACAAAUCGCCAAAGUUAAAGAAGAAGACCUGCAGCCCGUCACUUACUGUCUAUCUUUCGGAGAUAAUGUGUCGUCGGGCGAUUACUGUCUCAUGGAGGUGGAUGAGAAUCUCUGCAAGCACAUUGAAUCAGGAAAGAGCCUUAUUAUCAGAGGUGAUAAAGACGAGCAUGCAGUUCUGUGCAGUGAGGACAAAACAUACGACUUGAAAAUCGCAGACACCUCAAAUCUGCUGCUGUUUGUCCCAGGAUGUAAAACUCCAGAUCAGCUGUCUGACAUCCCAGCAUCUCCUCAGCUCAUGCACACACAGAUUUGGGGAUUUUCAAACUGUUACUGGGAGCUGAGAAGGCAGAGACCGAGGUUAAAGAAGCUGAAGAAACUUCUGAUGGAGAAUCCAUAUGAUGGUCCGCCAGUCGGCAUGCAGGAGGAGGCACCGGGACUGAAAUACAGUAUGGAAGACCUUCUUGAGAGAAUCCAAGCAAGUAAAGAAGAACUGGAAGCACAUCUUGGAAAUGUUCACGCUUGUGAAAUUGACGGAUUUUGGAGGAUUAUGGAUUUUGAUUAUGAGAUGAAGCUCUUGGGUCACGUGACGCAGCUGGUGGACUCAGAGUCUUGGUCUUUCAGCAAAGUUCCCCUCAGUGUCUGUUUGGAAGAGCUGGGGUCCCUUGAGCCAAAAGCCAUGAUAGAACACUGUCUGAACUGUUAUGGAAGACGGCAUAGUGAUGAAGAUAAUCAGGUGAUGUAUGCUCUGGAUGAGGAUAAAGUGUGUAGGGCCACAGCUCAGCUGCUCCUGCAAAACGCUGUGAAGUUUAACCUGUCCGAGUUCCAGGAGGUUUGGCAGCAGAGUGUUCCUGAGGGCAUGGGCACUAGACUGGAUCAACUCCGGGGUUUAGCUCUGAUAGAUCGAAGCUCUAAACCAGAGACCAUUUCACUGCUCCGGGUAGAAGAUCUGCCAGAGGACACACUGGAGCGAUUUAACAGCCUCUUCAGCCUGAGGGAGAAAUGGACACAAGAUGACAUUGAACCAUAUAUACAAGAUCUUUGUGGAGAGAAGCAAACCACUGGAGCUCUCCUGACAAAACAUGCCCGUUCAUCUAUGCAAAAUGGUAUUAAAGUCUACAAUUCAAGAAGACCUGUAGCAACCUGAGAUCACAAAUAUCAUUGUAAAACCAUUUACUCUUAUUAGUUGUUUCAAAGAAAAAACAAAUAAAAUAUUAUGUUCUGUGGUUGUA
This is a messenger RNA of Danio rerio (zebrafish), 1330 nucleotides long. It is a transcript of the gene dscc1, whose product is annotated as DNA replication and sister chromatid cohesion 1. Lineage: Eukaryota; Metazoa; Chordata; Actinopteri; Cypriniformes; Danionidae. The record is from RefSeq and is marked provisional. Gene Ontology annotation, biological process: mitotic sister chromatid cohesion. Gene Ontology annotation, cellular component: Ctf18 RFC-like complex; nucleus.